Messenger RNA from Bolinopsis microptera, 6893 nucleotides. RefSeq lists its product as uncharacterized. The coding region runs from base 62 to 6154 and encodes 2030 amino acids. Gene Ontology annotation, cellular component: nuclear RNA-directed RNA polymerase complex. The transcript is spliced from 5 exons. Gene Ontology annotation, molecular function: helicase activity. Gene Ontology annotation, biological process: regulatory ncRNA-mediated heterochromatin formation. NCBI's taxonomy places the organism in Eukaryota, Metazoa, Ctenophora, Tentaculata, Lobata, Bolinopsidae. The record is from RefSeq and is a predicted model, not a curated record.
AGGUAUUAAACAUGUAUUAAAUAUGUUGGGCAUUGUCAUGGUACACUGACAUCUGCAUCGUAUGGAUUCCGACUCUGAUUCAAUUGAGGAUUCUCGUCCGCCUCCUGAAUGCAGAAAGAGCACUGGAAAAUCUUCUUUUGACGAGGAUUGGUUCAUCAGACGUAGACAAUCUUAUAAUUCAUUUAAAACGACAGUAUCCAGGGAGACGUAUGUGGCGUCAUCUAGUCCUCUGCCGCGUGACGAGGAAAAUUAUGCACCUGGACCAAGUAGCAGAUCUUAUGAGAAAAUGAAAGCGGAGAAGCUCUCAUCUACUGAAGAUUGUUCGAAAGACAAAAGUCUCAUGGUCAGUUCAUUGUCAUAUUCAUCCUUUUCUACAUCUUCAAAACUGUCAGACAACAGUUUCUCCAGUGGAUCAUCAAAUACUGUGUUCACUUGUCGCGCCAGAUCAAAUAACAACCAGAAUGGAUGGUGCUCUGGAGUAGUGAAGGGUCAGCCUUUGGACGAUGCUAUAUAUGUCAAGCCGGCUAUAAAACUUUCACAAAAAUUCAUUGCCAACAAAGACGUUUAUGUAAGAAAAGACCGGAUUUCAGGUUGUAGCAGUCUUCUGUCAGUGAAGGAUGGAGACAAGAUUGAGUUUUUGCUCUCUAUAAAACCAAUGAGUUGUGAAAAACCCCAAAAAGGGAUCAAACCUUCUGCAUAUAAAGCAAAUAUGCUGUCUUUUUGUGCCAAAAGAAGUUUUGAUGAGUUAAAGUUAUUUUUCACCCUAGCAAAAGAUAAAGUCACUGAAACAUCCACCAGAACUGAAGCGGUGAAUUCAAUCAUGAUGUGUGAUGCCAUUUGGUUUUAUAUCUUCAAUGCUAAAUGUGAUGACGCAGUAAUUUAUGAAAUGUUUGUGUCUGAAGUUUUGGAUUUAUUUUUCCUUCUAGCAAAUUACAUGGAGAGUUUUCCAUCAAGGAGAAGAGAGAUAAUUGGACACAUUGUUGAGAAAGACUUCAUUGUGAACCUGAAGAAUGGCCAAGAAAAGGUAUCAAAGGGACUCAGAUUUGCCAAGCUUGCAGUUACUUUAGAACCAGCUGUCCUGAAGAAUGUUAUGCCCUUAUUGAGCAGUUUGGUCAAGAUUGGUGAUCCUGAUCUUGCUAGUGGGCUUUAUGAGAUGCUGUUGAAGGUUGGCAAUGUUAGUGACCUUAGUAAUUGGCAUGAUCUUACUCAGAUUCCAACUAUUGAAGAACUAUUUGGAGACCCUCUUGAAAAAGUAUCAUAUUUGAGACCUGUGUUAUUGUCCUCCGGAUAUGAAAACAGUGAUGAUUACUUGAAUGUAUACUACAGACUGUUAAGAGCAGAGUGCUUUUCUGCUAUACAAAAAGGUAUAGCAGAUUUUAAAAGUGGUAAGCUUGAUGCAAGAGACAUGAACAUCUAUGAUAAAGUGUCUGUGAGAGACAUUGAUAUGGAGUACUCUUCUGUCCUGAUAUCACUCCAGUUUUCUCUUGAAAAACCAGUACAUAAUUGGAAAAAGUCAAGGAAGCUAAUGUUUGGUAAUCUUUUAUGCAUCACCAUCAAGGGAGACUUCUCAGAUCCUAUUUGGCUUACAGUAGCAGACAGAGAUGAAACUAUACUUCAAAAAUACAAUGUGAUAGGAGCACAACUUAUUUCAUUUGAUGGUUCUGAUACUGAUGCAGCCAAUAAAAUAAGAAACCUGAUGUUGCAUUCUGGUAAAAUGAUAAUGGCAGAAAGUCCUACUUAUUUCCAAUCAUUUAAGCAUGUUUUGACAAGUCUUAAAAACUCUGAAAUAAGUAAAUUUUGUAUUGUUGACGAGAUAGUUCAUGGCAGUUAUUACAAAUCUUUAAAUUUCCACUCUCUGAUUAAUCCGUACUUGAGCAAUGUAGGUUACGAAGAGCUGGAAGAAAACCAAAAGAAGGCUUUUUUACAUGCAUUACAGAGCACAUUAGGGAUAAUACAAGGCCCUCCAGGAACUGGAAAAACACUUGUUGGUGCAAAACUUGCACAAAUGUUCCUUUGUUUACGAGAUGGUGGAAAAUUAAAUAAUCUCUUAGAAGUUAAUAGUCGUUAUGCUGGCUCUUCUGUUGAUUCUUCUAUUGAUUAUUCUACUGAUUCUUCUACUGAUUCUUCUACUGAAUAUGAUGAGCUUAAAAGAUCAGAAUUGUUAGAAGAGAACCCACCCAUUUUGAUACUGACAUACAAAAAUCAUGCUCUGGAUGAAUUCUUGAAACACUGCACUGAAUUCUGUAACAAAGAAUAUAUUACCCGGAUUGGAAGUCAAUCAAAAGAAGACAUACUUAAAGAUUGCUUACUCCACAAUAAGAUGAAAAGCUGGAAAAUGAGAAGAGUGCCAACAGGUUCUGUGAUUUCAGAGAUCAAGGAUUUAUUUUUUGAACUUUCUUCUUUAUUGUCUGAGCUAGAAAUAACGAAAGUCUUCACAAUUGAAAGUUUUAUUAGCCGUUUGAAUCUCGAACAACUCAAAGAUUUUAUAGACAAUGCUAUAAAGACUCCCUGGGAAUAUCCCCCUCAAUCAGUGAAUGUGAAUGCAAAAGCAACACAGGCAAUGCUGUCAUAUUUUACCGAUUGGAAGGAAGAAGAUGACUUCAAAGAGAUUAUUUUGCAAUUAGUUUCUCAACCAUUUUUAUACUCCAAUCAAACUCUGGACAUGGAGGAAAGGACAGAAAUAAUUAUUGCUCAAAAAGUUAAGGAUGCUUACGAAAAUCACUGGCUACCCAAUAAGCAACUGUUAAAAUCUUUGACUCAACUCCAGCAAAGUGGUGCUGCAUUUUUUAAUACAUGCCAGAUCGAUAGCAGCGAAGAUGAGGACGACUUUGAUGACCUUGAAGAUGAUACUUUUGGGGAAGAUGAUCUUGACGAAGAUUACAUUAAUGAGCAGUUAAUUAUGAGAUUUUCUGGUUUUGAUGAAGAUGAAACUAGAUAUUUUAGAUCUACUAAGGAUAUCAAGUCAGCCAAGAUGACUAAAUUAGAAGCACGAAUUAGGAGCAAGAGAAAUAUGGCUCAAGAUAUAAACAACACAAGCAUAUUUUGCUUAUCAGACUUUCCACCAAGUUGUGCUGUAAGCCAAGCCAUUCUUAAAAAGAAUAAUCUAUGGACUCUUUCAGCCAUUGACAAAUAUAAAUUUAUGUAUAGUUUUUUGCAGUCUGGCUGCAAUGAGCUGAUGGAUAAGAUGAAUGAUUUGUUAGAAGAGAUCAAUAUAUUGCAAAAACAAAAAGAAAUGAUUGACCACAAAAAUAAAUUGCAAGUUCUGAAGACUCAAAAAAUUGUUGGAGCAACAAUCAUUGGAGCUUCUAUCCAAUUAUCAAUGAUUAAAAAGUUGGCACCGAAAGUUAUCCUCGUAGAAGAAGCUGCAGAGGUUUUAGAGUCAUGUUUAGUUGCUGUUUUGAGCAAAAGCGUCCAAAAGCUAGUUCUCAUUGGUGACCAUAAGCAAUUGAAGCCAAAGGUUGAUACAUACCAUCUUAGGAGGGAAUAUAACUUUCACAUUUCUAUGAUGGAGAGGCUGAUAAAAAUAGGAUAUCCGUACGAAAAGUUACUGAGACAGGGACGUAUGAGACCAGAGUUCUCUUGUAUGCUGAAAGACAUUUACCCAGAAUACCAGGAUUUCCCAGGGCUAGAGGCAGAAAGAAAGAUUAUAACGUGCUUACCUCAUUCCAUGUUUUUCUGGUCGCAUCAGUUUCCUGAAAACAAAGAUCGUUCAGUUAAAAACUUGGGCGAAGCCAACAUGGUUGUAGCACUGGCUUUAUUCUUCGUUGCCAGUGGCGUGAAGGAGGCUGAUUUGACCAUACUUUGUGCUUACAUGGGACAAGUUCAACUUGUAAGGAAGCUUUAUCGUGAGAUGACCCUUUUGGAGCCACCCCGAGAUAUAACAAAGCAAACCACGGAAAAACAACUCAUCGACAUACGAACAAUUGAUGAGUAUCAAGGUGAUGAAAAUAAUUUUGUGAUUGUUUCAUUGACUAGAUCGAACCUCCAUGGGAAGAUCGGGUUCCUCGAAGAAAUCGAGCGGCGUUGUGUAGCACAAUCUAGAGCAAAGUGUGGAUUGUAUUUCGUAGGAAAUGGUAAGAUGUUCACAAAAAGCAAAACAUGGAAACCAAUCAUGGAUACUAUGGAUGGGCAGAACCUCAUCAGUAAUAGGCUUCCUGUUACAUGUUAUAGGCAUCCUGAUAAAAUUUAUAAUGUUUAUCAGAAAGACGAUAUAGCUAAGAAGGAAACUGUGGAUAAUUCCCAGUUGAUGUACUUUGUUCACAAUAAAAACAACUGGUGUAAGGUUAUCUGCAAUUCCUCCUUUCCCUGUGAAAUUGAAGCUCAUCGUUGCAAGAAACUGUGCACUCCACGACAUGAUGAUACAAAGUGUAAAACCCCGGUUAAAUUCACCUUUCUAGUUUGUCAACACACAACUUCAAAGCUUUGUUAUGUAAGUGAAGAAGAUAUGAAGUGUGAAACCAAGAUGUUGGUCAAGUUACCUGAUUGCGGACACGAAAGAGAUGUUGAGUGUCAUACUUGGUCCUUUAAAAAGAAUCUAAUCAUCUGUACUGAGAUUUGUUCUAAGUCCUACGACUGUCCAUUUCAGCAUAAAUGCUCGAAGGUUUGUGGAAGAUAUCAUCAGCAUUUUGAAGGGGAUUGCCCCGAACAAAUCGAGUUUAAAUUUCCCAAAUGCAACCACACUGCUCAUAUUAAAAAGGUGUGUGGCAAACCUGUGCCAGAUAUAAAAUGCAAGUUCCAGCUCAAAUACAAGAGCAUCCAGUGUGGUCAUGAACAGAUCCGAAAAUGCUCAGAAGAAGAGGAAUGUAAACUUACAUGCAACAAACUAAGACCUGAUUGUGGUCAUCCAUGUACAAACAUAUGCAGUAAACCUUGCCUUGAAGUAGACUGCAAAAUUUGCACAGAGCAGUAUCAAAAGUCUAUUGAUGCUGCCAAAAAACUUGCUGAGGAGCAGUUGAAAAUAUGCAAACUGAAUGAAGCUGAUCCAGACUUCUUUGAACUGUUGCCUCUUUCCUCUGAUGCAAUGGUAAGUUUAGCUGGUGUAAAAGAAAAAUGUGAUUUGUUCUUAAGUCUGUAUUCUACUUCGAAAGUUAAGGACAUAAUUGGUGUGUGGAAAAUGAAAUGUCCUCACAACACAUCCUCCUUUUGGGAAUAUGCUUCUAAAUCUAAUGGUAUAGUGAAAGAGGACUUGUACAAAUUGACUUCAGGUUUUCUCGACACUACCACCAUUCAAAGUAAGGAGGAUAUGUUUGCCCACCUGAUUGUACAGUCGUCAAUUAACUGUUUUGAGUUUGUGAAAUAUGCAGGGAGUAGAAUGGCAUCACUUCGGGGAAACGAAUAUACUUUGGUUGUUACAGAAGUGUUGCUAGGCGAUAGUGUAGAUAAUGAAAAGUUGACAAAAGAUAAGGUGAAAAGAUCUAGAGAUGCAGUGACUCGAUUCCUAAAAAAGGAGAAAAAAGAUUCAGUGAUAACAAAAAGCACAAAUGCACCAUCAAUUUACUCAGUGUACGAGAACAGUCAGAUACACUUGAAGUACAUUGUACAUUUUGUAACAGAAAAACUGGUUGCAAACAAAGAACUGAUUUUGCAGGAUGCUUUGAAAAAUCUACCAGAAGGUGAAACAGUAAUGAGCCUAUCUGGCAUUGACCUACGUGAUGUAAGUAAUCCAUUGAUAGAAAUGGUCCAAAAAGCAAUUUCAUUGUAUAGAGGGCAUUAUUCACUACGAGAUUCCUAUGCAAAAUCAAGGCAACCUCUCAAAGAAAUCAAAGAAGUUGGUUUAGUUGUAAAUCACCAGGCCAAUCAAGCAUACGAGAAAAAGCUUAAAGAAUUGAAAGAAAAGCGAAAAGGAGGACACAAACUCGUGGAAGUAUUUGCAUAUCAUGCCACUAAGCCUGAGAAUAUUGAUAGCAUCAUCAGAGCCAAUCUUGAUCCUGGGAGAGCUGGAAGUGCACAUGGAACAGCACACGGUAAUGGCUGCUACUUUUCAGAACAUCCCGAGUUUAGUUUCAAUUAUGGGCAAGCAACUAUGCUUAUCUUUAAACUCAUUCUCAUCGAAGGUCAGUAUAAGAAAGUACAGCCAGAUGGAAAGGGAUUUUGUCAGCAACUUGUGUUAAAUGAUGCAUCAUUGUUCAAACCCCAGUUUGUAUUGCGUUUUUAGUGAUUAGUGAUUUGAACAACAGUUUACACUUUACAACAUUGUUUCAUGUUUGGUACGUCCAGAAUUUCUGGAAAUUGAGGAAAUGAUUAAAUUAAAAUUGGUAUUAUUCCCAUCAAAACUGGUUGAGGCAUGGAUUUUUUCGUUUGCUUAAUUUCGUUUUUAAUCGGCCCAUUGGCAUUCAUUUAGAUAAAUUAUCUUGUUUAAAUAAUUUUUCAGUUUUUUUGAAAAGCUGUACAAAAUUUUAUUAUAUGUUGGUAUGACGAAUUAUUAUUAUAUGUUGGAAAUUUGUAUCAUGUAUUUAAUAUAUUCUGAUAACAAUCUAAAUCCUGAUUUUCUUAAAGAUCAUAUUAAAUAAUUAAAUUCAAGAUGAAUUCCAUUUAAAUUAUUAUAUUAGUAAUUAAUCAUCUUCAUGCUGUCAGCUGUAUUCAGAGAUAACUGUUUAAUAGUCUUGACUACUGAUAAGGAGAUGGCAUACCUAGUAAAUAUUCCCUCAUGAAAUUCUAGCUCUUUUUUUGGUUUGCUUGGUUUCCUUUUGAAGAAAACAUAAAAAACGACAUAUAUUCUUAUCGCCACUCACAGCAGUAGUCUUGAUCCAAAAUUUCAACUCUUUUGUAACCAAAAAUUAGCAGUAAAUAUGUGGUUUACUGUACCAAUGUCCAAUAUGAACAACUGCUGAUCAAUUUUAUCUACAAAUCGUGUUACCGUAACAAUUUUUACUUGAUUAGCAUGCAUUUUUUUA